This is a messenger RNA of Pocillopora verrucosa, 2517 nucleotides long. Lineage: Eukaryota; Metazoa; Cnidaria; Anthozoa; Scleractinia; Pocilloporidae. The record is from RefSeq and is a predicted model, not a curated record.
AUGGAGGGUGUAAACGAGUGCGCUGACGGGACAUCCAACUGCAGUGCUGAUGCCAUGUGCAACAAUACCAAGAGUUCGUAUCGCUGCAAAUGCAAACCAGGAUUUACUAUAUAUGAGCGGACUUGCAAAGACUUCUGUGACGCAGACCAAUGCCGAAAGUUGGAGUUUACCCCUGAAAAAACUUUUGAUGGAAGACGUCUUAUAAACCACGUCAUUCGCAUCGUUGAAGUUCUGACAAUGAAUUUUUGUGACAAUAUGUGUUAUAUGGAACCCGACUGUGUCAGCAUUAAUCUUUAUAAACGAGUGAGUGGUCAUGGAGCGUACAAAUGUGAAUUGAAUAAUGUUACUCACGAAAGACACGAACACGACCUGGAGAAGGUAGACGAUUAUGUUUAUCAUGCAGCUGAGAGCGCUUGUGUUGAUAACCCUUGCAACAAUAAUUCUACUUGCCAAAGCGGUUUUACUGACAAAGGAUAUCGCUGUUUGUGUACCGCUGGAUUCAAAGGUCCAAGAUGUAAGAAAGAUAUCGACGAGUGUGCUGCAGGAACACAAGACUGCAGUAAAAAUGCUGUUUGCAACAAUACAAAAGGUUCCUAUAACUGUUCAUGUAAACCUGGAUAUUCUGGAAAUGGACGGACUUGCGAAGAUAUAAACGAGUGCGCUGACGGAACAUCCAACUGCAGUGCUGAUGCUAUGUGCGACAAUACCGAGGGAUCGUAUCGCUGCAAAUGCAAACCAGGGUUUACUGGAGAUGGACGGACUUGCAAAGAUAUAGACGAGUGUGCAACAGGAAAAACGAACUGCAGUGCUGAUGCUGUGUGCAACAAUACUAAGGGAUCGUACAACUGUACAUGCAAAGAAGGAUACUAUGGAGAUGGAAAUAUCUGCCGUUUGGCUUCGACGUGUAAGGAAAUUUUCGACCGGAAUGUAUCGAAAACGAGUGGCGAGGUUACCCUGCGCUUAGACUCAAAGCCAAUAUCUGUUUUCUGUCACAUGGGAGACUUUGGAUGCGGAGAUGGAGGAUGGACGCUGAUCAUGAAGAUUAAUGGCAGUGAGAGAACAUUCCAUUACGAUUCCCAGUUUUGGAGCAACAGAAGUGCUUACAACCUUCGAGGAGGCAAGACUGGCUUUGACUUACAAGAGACAAAGUUACCGACCUUUUGGACCACAUCCUUCUCCAAGAUAUGCCUUGGUAUGAAGAUCGGUAAUCAGCUCAGAUUCAUCGUCAUCAACAAGCGGGCCGACUCUCUCCACUCCCUUAUUGCUGAUGGGAAAUACCGCAACACCUCACUGGGCCGUGAAACGUGGAAGUGGCUGAUUGGCUCACAGGCCUCCUUGCAGCCCAAAUGCAGUAAGGAAGGAUUCAAUGCGGUGGGAGACAGCCCUAGUUUUUCCAAAGCAAGAAUCGGCAUCACCGCUAACCAGCAGAAUGACUGUUCCUCCUGUAACUCACGAAUUGGUUUUGGCACAGGAGGUCUAUAUGAUGACUCCAACACGUGUGGAAAUGAGGCAACGCUCCAGCCAGAUAAUGGAAACAAGCACAUCAAAGCCAUAGGGUACAUCCUGUUGGAAUUUACUCAUGAAAAAGCAUUUGAUGGAACACGUCUUAUAAAUUACAUGAUUCGCAUCGUUGAAAUCAUGUCAAUGGAUUUUUAUGAGAGCAUGUACUUUAUGGAACUUGACUGUGACAGCAUUAAUCUUAAUAAACGAGUGAGUGGUCAUGGAGAAUUUUCUGACGCAGACCAAUGCCGCGUGUUGGAGUUUACGCCUGAAAAAGCAAUUGACGGCAAACGUCUUAUAAACCACGUCAUUCGCAUCGUUGAAGUUCUGACAAUGAAUUUUUGUGAGAACAUGUGUUAUAUGGAACCCGACUGCGUCAGCAUUAAUCUUGAUAAACGAGUGAGUGGACAUGGUGGGUACAAAUGCGAAUUGAAUAAUGUUACUCACGAAAGACACGAACACGACCUGAAGAAGAAAGAACGUUAUUUUUAUCAUGCAGCUGAGAGCGCUUGUGUUGAUAACCCUUGCGAUAACAAUGCAACUUGUCAAAGUGGUUUUACUGACAAAGGAUAUCGCUGUUUGUGCCUCACUGGGUUCAAAGGUCCAAGCUGUAAGGAAGAUAUCGAUGAGUGUGCUGGAACACAAGACUGCAGUGAAAAUGCUGUUUGCAACAAUACCAAAGGUUCCUAUAAGUGUUCAUGUAAACGUGGAUAUUCUGGGGAUGGACGGACUUGCGAAGAUGUAAACGAGUGUGCCGAUGGAACAUCCAACUGCAGUGCUGAUGCUAUGUGCAACAAUACCAAGGGAUCGUAUCGCUGCAAAUGCAAACCAGGAUUUACCGGAGAUGGAUGGACUUGCAAAGAUAUCGACGAGUGCGCUCUAGGAACACAAUACUGCAGUGCUGAUGCUGUGUGCAACAAUACUAAGGGAUCGUACAACUGUACAUGUAAAUCAGGAUACUAUGGAGUUGGAAGUAUCUGCCUUUUGGGUAACAUUUCUCCUGCAGUGUUACGGUAG